This is a messenger RNA of Letharia lupina, 570 nucleotides long. RefSeq lists its product as uncharacterized. Bases 1 to 570 code for a protein of 189 amino acids. The transcript has 3 exons. Lineage: Eukaryota; Fungi; Ascomycota; Lecanoromycetes; Lecanorales; Parmeliaceae. The record is from RefSeq and is a predicted model, not a curated record.
AUGUCAUCAACAGCCUGGUCCAUCUCCAAGGCUUCUGACAUCGUGGGCAGGGGUUACGAGACACACACACGCGGAUCACCAGCACUAGAGCUAGCAGACUCCGUCACCAGUGCCAAAGAUGUCAGACCUACAUCCUCGCACUUCCUCCUCGAGGCAGCCGCCGUGGUUACCUUCUUCAGUCUCCCCAGCGAAAUCAAAGUUCAGAUCGUCGAGACUACAGCGUCGUAUGACAUCGAGAAUUUUGCUCUGUGCUGCGAGCUAGUCCAUAGCCUCGCAGGAGCGACCUUGAGGCAGCAUAAAGUGGACAAAGAGUUGUACUCCAGGUUCGAUUCGCCUCGCGUUUGGGACGCGGGAAAUUCGGAGUGUCUAGCAGCCUAUUGGAAAAUCCAGGCAAUAGCAGAGAGCAGAUGUCUUCGACUCUAUCCUAAGAUUGUCAUCGUGGAGAAUUGCACGCUUUCGGACCAAAAUCGCAGAAGAGCCAGGGAGCUCGGAGUACUGAGUGAAGUCAGGCGCAUAUGCGAUGUCAUCUUCAAUGAAUUGACUCACCAGGUACGGACAAGGAUGAAAUGA